UGAGUUGCUCGGCUGAUAGUGAUGGAGUGCUGAAUUUGUGCAUCAGAGCUGGAGCUCUGGCACCGUGAGAGGUGACACGUCUCUAUAUGUGGCCCGUUUAAACACUUAAUUGCGGCCGUUUAUUUGGUGACCCCGAGAGUUCAUGCGCGUUGGUUCCUGCCAGUGGCAAGAGCAAAGGUCGAAGCCGAAUCCACAAACCUCCACACAAACCAGAGGCGCUUUAAUGGACCAAUUAUUGGAUUCCUAAGCACUUCACUUUGUUUUUCUUUUUCCUUGGGAAAAGUGAUGUCGCCUGUGUGUGUGUGUGUGGCUCAACUCCUAAAAAAUGGCUUUAUUGAGGGGAAAGAAAAGCAUUAAAAUGAUUAUUCGUUAAAAUGCACAAUAUGCAUCAUGUGCCAAUAUGUGCAAAAGCCCCAGAUGACUGAUGCAUCCAGUAAAGAGUGUAAUUUGAAUGUGGUAUGAAUGAAUUAUAAGGUUUCCACUUGAACAUUAUUUAUGCAAGACGAUGUAACCGUUCAUAAUAGGUGGGUUAAGUGUCACGGAAUGUGCAAGAUAUGGAAAAUCCCAAAUGUGUGUUUUCUGCUUGCUGUUCUGUGAUAAAUCUAGAGCUGUUGUGGUGGGAUGUGAGUUGGGAGGGGGGUCUCAUUGUAUGUGUGUGUGUGUGUGUGUGUGUGUGUUCUGCUGUCAGUCAGACUAAGGGUUCUUGGUGAGCUGGCCCCGCGCGCUCAUGGAGCCGACGGGGGGAGGAGGGAAGGGGUGGGGAUAUUUAACUUGGGAAAGAGAGGAGUUCUCCUCCAGACGCGCUCAUUCUCCUCUGUCCCAGAUCAGGACCAGGCGAGUAUUUCUUUUUUUUCCCCCCGGACGGCUCUGUGGAGAAGGGAUUUCUGACACAGCGGGGAUAUGAAGGCACCGAGGCUGGAGAACAUGCAGCAGACGUUCGCGGAAACGUGUCGAGGAGUCUGAUUUUAUUUCGGACGUGCGGAACGAGACGCGUUCGAGGUUCCGUUCGAGAGGAGUUCUGCAGGAUCUGUGGAGAGACUAAGCGGCUCUCGUCCCGGUUCAGCAGCAACAGCGCCGGUUCGGCGGGACGGGCUGGAGCCUGUGCGCUCAGAGAGAGAGGGAGAGAGAGCGAGAGAGAGAGUGCGUAAAAAUAACAUUGGCUAAGACGCGCUCCAUUCCGCGGGCGCGCUGACAUUUCAAACGCCAGUUUGGGUGGCACCCGGCAACAGAACCCGAGCAGGCAGUGGAAACGGUGCCAUCCCAUCCUAUUCCCGUUGCCAUGGUGACCCGCCGCCGACAGCUUCGCUAGAGGAAAGUCCGAUGCGGAUACGAUUCGUGUAGCGCACUUGGCACGCCUCACCUGAGCGAGUAUCCCUGCGAAAAACAGCCCAUGUCCCAUGUCAUUCCGGGCCACGCGGCCGUCUAUUAAAAGAUCUCGCUAUUUAUGCGCGGGUGUGUGAGGGCGCAGUGAGGGCCAACUCCACUCCGUUGACAGACAGAAAACGAGUCAUGGGCAGCAUCACCCUGCUGCUCCUGCUCCUGUGCGCGCACGGCGCCGCGGCCCAGCACUACCUGCGCCUGAGGCCCUCGCCCAGCGAGCACCUGCCCGUCCCGGGCCUCAUCGAGGACCCCGACCCGGAGAACGACCCGCGCGAGCAGGACCUCUCGGAGAAGGCGCUGCGCAAGAAGCUGGGCAGCCACUUUGACCCCGGCUUCAUGUCCAUCCACCUGCCCGCGCAGCUCAACGCCAGCGCGCCGCCGGAGCUGCCGCGCCUGCCCAUGCCCGCCGACCUCAAGAAGCUCAACCUGACGGAGACGCCGUACGGCCGGCGCGUCAAGGUGGGCAAGAAGGCGCGGCGGAAGUUCCUGCAGUGGCUGUGGAUGUACACGCACUGCCCGGUGCUGUACACCUGGAAGGACCUGGGCGUGCGCUUCUGGCCGCGCUACAUCAAGGAGGGCAACUGCUUCAGCGAGCGCUCUUGCUCCUUCCCCGAGGGCAUGUCCUGCAAGCCGGUCAAGUCGGUGACCAAGACCUUCCUGCGGUGGUACUGCCAGGGCUUCCUGCGGCAGAAGUACUGCACGUGGAUAUCGGUGCAGUACCCCAUCAUCUCCGAGUGCAAGUGCUCCUGCUGAGAGAGAGAAAGAGAGAGAGAGGGGGAGAGGGCUUACCGAUUAUGAAUGAUUGCACUGUUUACCCACGGACAGGGACGUGUGGCGCCACAUAGCGAAUCUAUUUUUUUAUACGUAUAUAUAUAGCUUUUUAAUUCGAAAUAUAUGACAGCAUAUGUACAUAUUUAAGUGAGAAGAUGACGAUGACGACGAUGAAGAAUGCAGCUAUUUUUGUUAAAGGAUCAGGACCAUAUUCUCACGAGAGGAGCACUUCGGCUCGUGGUUAUUUUUAUGAGAUUAUCGCCAAGACGCGAGAGAGAAGUUCACUUUCCUCAUUCGAACUCUAUUUAUAGAGACUGAAGAACACUAUGCCUAGAGGUUUUGUACAAAUAUUAAUAUCGAUGAUGAUGAUGAUGAUUUGAAAAAAAAAAAAAGGCUGGGCUGAAAAUUAUACACGUGAACCCAGCUUCAUAUAGUAUUUUAGUAAAAAACAAAAAAAGUGUAUGUUUUAUUUAUUGUUUUAACGGUUGUGAGUAUAGAUAAAGAGAUAAAGAGAAUAGAAUAUACCAGAAAUUCUACUUGAAAGUUCUAAAAAUGAAUUUAAGAGAAUAUUAAUAUUAAUAAUAAUAAUGAGAAGAAGAAAAAAACAUGUCAGUGUAAAUGCCAUGGUUUUAGCAAUAAAAUCUGUUCAACUCGGACA
Labeo rohita (rohu) is the source of this 2809-nucleotide messenger RNA. RefSeq names its product noggin 2 (gene nog2). The transcript has a single exon. Gene Ontology annotation, biological process: osteoblast differentiation; negative regulation of BMP signaling pathway; negative regulation of cell differentiation. Bases 1510 to 2133 code for a protein of 207 amino acids. The record is from RefSeq and is a predicted model, not a curated record. NCBI's taxonomy places the organism in Eukaryota, Metazoa, Chordata, Actinopteri, Cypriniformes, Cyprinidae.